Xenia sp. Carnegie-2017 is the source of this 2470-nucleotide messenger RNA. RefSeq names its product phospholipid-transporting ATPase ABCA3-like. The transcript is spliced from 9 exons. Bases 4 to 2391 code for a protein of 795 amino acids. Gene Ontology annotation, molecular function: ABC-type transporter activity; ATP hydrolysis activity; lipid carrier activity. The record is from RefSeq and is a predicted model, not a curated record. Gene Ontology annotation, cellular component: intracellular membrane-bounded organelle; membrane. NCBI's taxonomy places the organism in Eukaryota, Metazoa, Cnidaria, Anthozoa, Malacalcyonacea, Xeniidae. Gene Ontology annotation, biological process: transmembrane transport; lipid transport.
GCUAUGUUCAAGAAACGCUUUCUUCAUUCGCGUCGACAUAAGAUAGCCAUAAUUCCUCAGCUUCUCGUGCCUCUUAUUUACACAAUGUUUGCUCUGAUUGCCAUUGAGACGAUUCCUAAGCCCGAGGACUCUCCUCCCAGAAUUUUGACGACAGCUAUGUUUCAUGAUAACAUUGCACCUUACUCAAUUGUAGGAAACCCGAACAGGGAGAUAAAUGAUCUGGUUAAAAUGUACACACAUUCGGCAAGCUCGUACACUAAGUUCGUUGAUAUCGACAAGGAUAGUGCUUUCCAUGAUGGGAACAUGACGAAAUAUUUGCUUGAAAAAGCCAAAAGAAGAAACAUUGGAUACUUCAACAGACAUUAUCUGGUUGCAGCGACAUUUACUGAAGCAAAUAAAAAAGCAAUAGCCAAGGCUUGGUUCAACGAUCAAGCUUAUCAUGCGAUAGCGGUGGCACUGAGUGCAGUGGACAACGCCAUUUUGAAAAACAGUUCCGGAAACAAAAACAAAUUAAUCACAGUGACAAAUCAUCCUUUGCCGAGAACUACGGAGCAAAAAUCAAAUGAUUUAGAUGACAACAAUGUUGGUCUUAUUAUAGCUGCCUUUCUGCUGGCUGACAUGGCGUCUCUUGCUUCAUAUUUUGUCGUUUUUGUCGUCCAGGAGCGAACGAGCGGUGCAAAACAUGUGCAGUUCGUUAGCGGUGUUGAUCCCAUUAGCUACUGGACUGCUUCGUGGUUAUGGGACUUGGUGAAUUUUACACUUCCCUGUAUCGGCAUUGUUAUUUUGUUUGCAUGUUUUAACGUGCCUGCGUACACAGAAGGCUAUCGUCUUGGAAUAGUUUUUCUCGUUUUGAUGUUUUAUGGUUCAGCCAUCAUCCCGUUUGUGUAUCUCUUCUCGUUUCUUUUCAAAACGGCGUUGAAAGCUUUAAUCUUAUUGAUGUUGUUGAAUUUUGUAACUGGUCCUUUCGCCUUGCUGGUUGUGUUCAUCAUUCAGAGUCUUGACUACCGUCACACUGCUGAUGUCCUUAACUGGACUUUUUUGGUACUCCCCAGCUUUUGCCUUGGAAAGUCGUUCUCCAAUAUUUUUGAGAAUUAUAACCGUAUCAGACUUUACAGUAUGUGCAUGGAAAAACAUGCGCCAGUGAUGUGCAUGCCUCUGAAAGCGAGGACUCAGACGAAUUAUUUGGCUUUUGAAAAUCCUGGAAUUGGUCGAUUUCUCUUGGUGUUACCACUUGAAGGAAUCUUCUUCAUGCUUAUUAUUCUGUUCAUCGACUUCAACGCUAUUCGGUCGUUGCGAAGUUCCUUUAGAUCGGUGUACGUCGAUCCGUUUGACAGCUUGCAUCCAAACGAUGAAACGGAAGAUUCCGAUGUGAUGGCGGAAAAACGACGAGUACUCAACGACGAAGUGAACGAAGACGUGCUUUUAGUGAAAGAUCUUACGAAAAUAUUUAAAGUUCCAGGUCGUCGAACAUUUGCUGCAGUGGAUCACAUCAGCUUGGGAAUACCUUUAGGUGAAUGCUUCGGUCUCCUGGGAGUCAAUGGCGCGGGAAAAACUACAAUGUUUAAAAUGUUAACAGGCGAUGUGAUUCCAACUUCGGGUACCGCCGUCCUUGACUCGUGGGAUAUUCAGGCUAAUUUAAGUCGGGCUCGUCAACGAACAGGCUAUUGUCCACAGUUUGAUGCUUUGAUCGAUUUAUUGACGGGACGGGAGAUGUUGCAAAUGUAUGCUGCACUUCGUGGAGUUCCCAGUCAUAAGAUCAAUCCAUUGAUCGAAGAUUUAAUGAGAUCAGUGUUGCUAACGGAACACGCGGAUAUGUUAACUAAAACAUACAGUGGUGGAAACAAACGCAAACUAAGUACAGCGAUAGCUUUGAUUGGCGAUCCACUCAUAGUUUUUCUCGAUGAACCAACAACUGGAAUGGAUCCUGUUGCAAGACGACUGUUGUGGAACACUUUAUGUAGAGUCAGAGCCGAAGGUCGAUGCCUGAUGAUUACGUCACAUAGUAUGGAAGAAUGCGAGGCGUUGUGUACUCGGUUGGCAAUCAUGGAAAAUGGCAAAUUUCGCUUUCUCGGUAGCCCGCAACACCUGAAGAACAAAUUCUUUCAAGGAUUUACUUUGUUGGUAAACCCUCCAAGUGACACGCCUAGUAAUGACUCGACCUUGGUAAAAGAAUUCGUGGCAGAGACGUUCCCAGGUAGUGUACUUCGAAACGAGCACAAUGGCUGGUUGAAUUACCACAUAGGCGACUCAAAAAGCUCUUGGUCUUCCCUGUUUGCGAUCUUAGAAGAUGCGCUCAGCCGUUCUGUUAUCGGUAAUUAUUCUAUAAAGCAAACCACACUGGAUGAGAUAUUUUUAAAUUUUGCUCGCUCACAGAGAGGCUACGACGAAUAGAUGGUCGAUUAAUAUUGUCAUACAUGGGGCAGUGUGACCAUUUAUUUUGAAUUAUUACUAAAUCUUUUUUAUCGUGUUA